Sodiomyces alkalinus F11 is the source of this 3135-nucleotide messenger RNA. RefSeq names its product valyl-tRNA synthetase. NCBI's taxonomy places the organism in Eukaryota, Fungi, Ascomycota, Sordariomycetes, Glomerellales, Plectosphaerellaceae. The transcript has 8 exons. Gene Ontology annotation, molecular function: ATP binding; aminoacyl-tRNA deacylase activity; valine-tRNA ligase activity. Gene Ontology annotation, cellular component: cytosol. Gene Ontology annotation, biological process: valyl-tRNA aminoacylation. The record is from RefSeq and is a predicted model, not a curated record. Bases 1 to 3135 code for a protein of 1044 amino acids.
AUGGCGGCACCUUCGAGUUCCUCCAAGAAUGAGUUGAAGGAAAAGCUCAAAGCUGAAAAGGCUGCUGAAAAGGCAGCAAGAUACGCCGCGAAACAAAACAAGCAAAAGCAGGAGAAGCCGAGCCAGGAAAAAUCCAAACCUCAGUCCUCGAAGGCCGAGUCCCAACUUCCUCUCCCGCCCUUCGAAAACGACACGCCUCUUGGAGAAAAGAAAGCUCUCCAUUCCUUUGACCAUCCUCACUUCUCCGCCUAUAAUCCAAGCGCCGUCGAGGCUGCCUGGUACCAAUGGUGGGAGAAGAGCGGCUUCUUCAAACCCGAGGCCUGCAAACAGGGCUCAGAUGCCGCCGGCACAUUUGUCAUUCCUCUGCCACCGCCAAACGUCACUGGCGCGCUCCAUUGUGGCCAUGCGCUAGCCAAUUCGCUGCAAGAUACUCUCAUCAGGUGGCAUCGCAUGAGGGGCUUCACCACGCUUUGGGUACCUGGCUGUGAUCAUGCCGGCAUUUCCACACAGUCCGUUGUGGAGAAGAUGUUAUGGAAAAAGGAGCAAAAGACGCGCAUCGACUUGGGCCGUGAGGAGUUCGUCAAGAAGGUGUGGGUCUGGAAAGAUGAGUACCACCAGCGCAUAAACAACGCCCAGAAGCUCAUGGGAGGAAGCAUGGACUGGUCUCGGGAAGCUUUCACCAUGGAUAAGAACUUGAGUGCGGCUACUGCCGAAACAUUCUGUCGCUUGCACGACGAGGGUCUUAUUUACAGGUCCAGUCGGCUGGUUAACUGGUGCACCGCCCUCAACACGGCCCUGAGCACCCUGGAGGUGGAGAACAGGGAGAUCACUGGCCGCACGAUGCUUACCGUCCCCGGAUACGAGCGGAAGGUCGAAUUUGGUGUUCUCACGCACUUCAAGUACCAAAUCGAAGGCACGGACAUGACCAUUGAGGUCGCGACGACCCGUCCAGAGACGAUGUUGGGUGACACAGGCAUUGCGGUGCAUCCUGACGACGAGCGUUAUACCCAUCUCAUUGGCAAAUACGCCAUACAUCCGUUUGUAGAUCGCCGCCUGAAAAUUGUUGCAGACAGCAAGUUCGUGGACCCCGCUUUUGGUACUGGUGCUGUCAAGUUGACGCCGGCCCAUGACCCCAACGAUUAUUUGAUGGGCAAAGCUCACGGGCUCGAGUUUAUCAACAUCCUGAACGAUGAUGGCACGCUGAACGCCAACGCCGGCCCUAAGUUCCAAGGCCAGAGGCGCUUUGAUGCCAGAUACACCGUCGUUGAAGAACUGACCAAACUGGGACUUUUUGUCAAGAAGGAACCAAACCCGAUGAAAAUUCCGCUCUGCGAGAAGUCCAAGGAUGUAAUUGAGCCAAUCAUCAAACCUCAAUGGUGGAUGCAGAUGAAGGGGAUGGCAGACGCCGCCUUGGAAGUUGUGGACAAGGGCGAGAUCAAGAUCAGUCCCGAGAGCGCCAACAAAUCGUACCGCCGCUGGAUGUCUUCGGUAAAUGACUGGUGGGGACAUCGAAUCCCAGCAUAUCGUGUAAUCCUUGAAGGUGAAGAUGUUGCUGAGUCGGACGGUUCGGCGUGGAUUGCUGCGAGGAGCCCAGAGGAAGCACAGACAAAAGCCGAAGCGAAAUAUUCGGGUAGAAAGUUCCGUCUCGAGCAAGAUCCCGACUGUCUAGACACCUGGUUCAGUUCCGGCCUGUGGCCCAUGUCUACUCUAGGCUGGCCUAACACGGAGAGCUUGGACUUCAAACAGUUCUUCCCUACCAGUCUUCUCGAGACUGGUUGGGAUAUUUUGUUCUUCUGGGUAGCACGCAUGAUUAUGCUAAGCCUGAAGCUCACCGGCCGCGUUCCCUUUAAGGAGGUGUAUUGCCACAGCCUGAUUCGCGACUCGGAAGGGAGAAAGAUGAGCAAGUCACUUGGCAAUGUCAUCGAUCCUCUCGACAUCAUCUCCGGCAUUGAUCUAGACGAGCUGCAUGCAAAACUCUACGUGGGCAACCUGAAGGAGGACGAAGUCAGCCGCGCCAUCAAGUAUCAGAAGACCGCCUUCCCCGGCGGCAUUCCCGAGUGUGGAGCUGACGCGCUUCGGUUGACCUUGAUCUCGUAUACCACUGGUGGAGGAGAUAUCAGUUUUGAUAUCAAAGUCAUGCAUGCUUAUCGUCGCUUCUGCAACAAGAUCUGGCAGGCAAGCAAAUACGUACUCGGUCGUCUGCCGGAGAACUUCACUCCUGUGGCCAACCGCGAUACGACGAAGCUUUCCAUGCCCGAGCGGUGGAUUUUGCACCGCAUGAAUGCAGCUGUCAAGGGGAUCAACGAGUCCCUGGAGGCACGCGAGUUCUCCAAGAGUACACAAUUCGCAUACCAGUUUUUCUAUGACGAACUUUGCGACAUCUUUAUUGAAAACAGCAAGAGUCUUCUUACCGACGGGACGCCCGAGGCCCAAGCCAGCGUCCAACAGACUCUUUACCAAGCGUUGGACGUUGCUUUGCGUCUCAUGCAUCCGUUCAUGCCUUUCAUUACAGAAGAGCUAUGGCAACGGUUGCCGAAGCACGAGGGUGAUACGACACCGACAAUCAUGCUAGCGUCUUACCCCGUUCAUGACCCAGCCCUCGAAUUUGAAGCAGAUGCCCGCGAUUACGAGCUUGGUCUGCAGUGUGCACAGGCAAUCCGCUCUCUUACUUCUGAGUAUGGAGUGCGUUCGGAUGGGUUGGCUUUCAUCAAAGCCUCUGCGACGGACGCCUACACCAAGAUCGAGGAGCAAACCCCAGCUAUUAAAUCUCUCUGUGGAAAAGGUGUUGCGGAGGUUAAGGUCGUAGGACCUGAUGCCAAUGGCGACGCGAUCCCUGAUGGCUGCGCCGUCUUCGUUCUGACUGCGGACAUAUCUGUCUUCCUUGAACUCGGAUCCCGCCUCACUAACCUAGAUGCGGAGAUCAAGAAAGUGCAAACGAAGCUUCUGAAGAGCCAGGGAUUCGUAAAGAAGCAAGAGGAGUUGAUGUCCAAGGAAGGCUUUGAAGACAAAGUCAGUGACGUCGUACUCACAGCAGAGAGGAAGAAGCUGGCCGAUGCACGAGCAGCGACAGAGAACUACCAGAGGACGAUAGAGCAAUUCGAGAAGAUGAAGCUUGGGUCGGAAUACGAGGUCUAG